CCAAACACAAACUUCAUUGCAUUCCCACAAGGUUAGACCCCAUCUCUCCGUUCUUACAUGAUCCGACACUGCUUAAUCCAUAAACUGUAAAACUCUAUUUCUCUCUCUCUCUUUUUUUUUUCCUAUUUUCUUCUAAUUAUUUCGUACCAACCAACAAAAACACCGUUCGCUUCUCUUUUCUACUCUCUUCGGGAAAUCGCCGGAAAAUGGGGUUUGUGGUUGGUCUGGUAAUCGGCAUCUUUGUCGGGAUUGCCAUUAUAGUACUGUUUGUUCGCUCGGAGAACUCCCGAUCCAAGCGCCGAAAUGAGCUCGCAAGGACUAUAGCUGCUUUUGCAAGGAUGACAGUAGAAGAUUCUAGAAAGAUCUUGCCGGGCGACUUCUAUCCUUCUUGGGUCGUCUUUUCCCAGCGCCAGAAGUUGACUUGGCUCAAUCAACAUCUUGAGAAGAUCUGGCCCUAUGUUAGUGAGGCUGCAUCUGAACUGAUAAAGGCUUCGGUGGAGCCCAUACUCGAACAGUAUAGGCCGAUCAUACUUGCUUCUCUCAAGUUUUCCAAGUUCACUCUUGGUACUGUUCCACCACAGUUCACAGUGAUAAAGAGUAAUGGCAACCAUAAGUUGUAGCCAUUUUGUUCUGUACCUCCGCUCCUCAAUCCCAAUCCCCAAGAUAAGGAGAAAAGGAAAGAAUUUUUUAAUGAAGCUUUUAUGUGAAUUGAAGUGUUUUAAAUUUAAUUUUCUUCAACUUCUUACGAACCAUAUUCUUAUAUAGGAGUAUCUAUCAUUGAAGAUGGUGGUGAUGGUGUUACCAUGGAGUUGGAACUCACUUGGGAUGGAAAUCAAAGUAUAAUACUUGAUAUAAAGACCAUGCUUGGUGUAGCACUUCCUGUGCAGGUGAAAGAAAUUGGAUUCACUGGGGUUUUCAGGUUGAUUUUUAAGCCACUGGUUAAUGAGUUCCCUUGCUUUGGAGCUGUUUGCUUUUCUCUGCGUAAAAAGAAAAAGUUGGACUAUACACUGAAAGUCAUUGGUGGUGACAUAGGCUCAGUUCCUGGACUUUCUGGUGCCAUUGAGGACACAAUACGAAAUGCUAUUGAAGAUUCCAUCACUUGGCCUGUUAGAAAAAUUAUUCCUAUUUUGCCUGGAGAUUAUAGUGAUCUGGAGUUAAAGCCUGUUGGAAUAUUAGAGGUGAAGCUUGUUCAGGCAAAGGACUUAACAAACAAAGAUAUCAUUGGAAAAUCAGAUCCUUUUGCUGUAUUAUACGUGCGCCCUUUGCCUGAUAAAAUGAAAACCAGCAAAACAAUUAACAAUGAUUUAAAUCCAAUCUGGAAUGAACACUACGAGUUUACUGUUGAUGAUACAUCAACUCAACACUUGGUAGUAAAAAUUUAUGAUAGUGAGGGGAUUCAAGGAGCUGAGCUAAUUGGAUGUGCUCAAGUAGAGCUAAAGGAGCUUGAGCCUGGUAAAGUGAAGGAUGUGUGGUUGAAUCUGGUGAAAGACUUGGAGAUCCAGAGAGAUAAUAAGUACAGGGGGCAGGUGCACCUGGAGCUUUUGUACUGUCCUUUGAGCAUGGAAAAUGGUUUUACAAACCCAUUUGCCUCUAAUUUUUCAAUGACCUCCUUGGAGAGGGUUCUUAAAAGCGGAGUUAAUGGAACAGAAGCUGUUGAAAACGUAAAAGCUGUCACAGAGAAAAGAAAAGAGGUUAUUGUCAGAGGAGUACUGUCUGUAACUGUCAUAUCUGCUGACGAUUUGCCAGCAACAGACUUAAUGGGGAAGGCUGACCCCUAUGUUGUACUCACAUUGAAGAAAUCAGAGGCAAAAAACAGAACUAGGGUUGUUAAUGACAGUUUGAAUCCAGUUUGGAAUCAAACUUUUGACUUUAUGGUAGAGGAUGGAUUGCAUGAUAUGCUAAUCCUUGAAGUUUGGGACCAUGACACAUUUGGAAAGGACUACAUGGGAAGAUGCAUUUUGACAUUGACCAGGGUUUUAUUGGAAGAGGAAUACAAGGAAAGCUUCCAGCUAGAAGGAGCUAAGUCUGGGAAAUUGAAUUUGCACCUCAAGUGGGUGCCACAACCAAUUUAUCGCGAUUCCUGAGUAGUUCAUGUUCAAUACAGCAAUCGGUGAAUUAUGGCUGUUCUACCCUGUCUGCCGGAUGCACACGCAAUAUUAGUUUAUGACGGGCUGGAUGGAAAAUAAUUAAUUAAAUGAACCCUGCAUCAUCUAUUUGCUGGAGCUAACACUUUGUACAUAAUUCCUCAAGUAGCAGUAGGCUUUUUGUAAAAUGCGAUUUUAUCAU
Rubroshorea leprosula is the source of this 2286-nucleotide messenger RNA. The record is from the annotation of a GenBank genome assembly. NCBI's taxonomy places the organism in Eukaryota, Viridiplantae, Streptophyta, Magnoliopsida, Malvales, Dipterocarpaceae.